Chaetomium strumarium is the source of this 1226-nucleotide messenger RNA. Its product is annotated as Ca2+ regulator and membrane fusion protein Fig1-domain-containing protein. The record is from RefSeq and is a predicted model, not a curated record. The transcript has 4 exons. Bases 287 to 1084 code for a protein of 265 amino acids. NCBI's taxonomy places the organism in Eukaryota, Fungi, Ascomycota, Sordariomycetes, Sordariales, Chaetomiaceae. Gene Ontology annotation, cellular component: membrane.
CGAAGCACACGUCGUUAAGUGAGUUAUGCUUUUGUGACGAUGUGGGAUAAUUAUUAAAGCUCCACCUGCCAGUGCUGCUCUUGCCGCAAUGUUAACCCGUGAAUGACCAACACGCUGGAUUUUUCCUUUUCGUCUGUUCCUCUUGGGUCUCUCUCUCCAUUGUCCAUUUGUCCUAAUCAAAGGCGUUUGGGUUCCUUUAUUAUUGUGUUAUUGCCUCUUUGUUGCUGGCCAACAGUUUAAGAUCCCCCAACUCAUUCCCCUGGCUUGCGUUUGAAAACCCGUCAAGAUGACUCUCUUGAAGAAUUUGGCAAAGAUGUACUUUACGCCUUACGGCAUGCUUCGUUACGCUCCUUAUCUCCUAAUCGUCCCGAUCAUUGUCUUCCAGGCACUGUCCCUGACGGGAUGUGUCUCGACGUCGCCUGGGGUUCCCAACAUUUACAUUGUUUCCUUGCGGCCAAACAAUAACGUAACUGAUGAACCCCUUCAAGUUCGCAUUGGUUAUUUCGGAAUCUGCGGCAUCGACGGAGAGGGCAAACGCUGCCAGUCGGUCUCGGGCCGCUCGGUCGAGACGCUCAGGGCCGACCUCUUCCCCGAAGUGUUCGGCCGCAACAGCUCCUCCUCCUCCUCCAACGCCACCGCCUCGGUAACCCGCGACGAAAUAACGGACCUCGUCUCCACGGCGAUCGACCUGCAAUCCCGCAUCUUCAUCUCCGUCCUCGCGGGCGCCGCCGUGCUCUUUGUGUUCGGCAUCACUGCCCUGGUGCUCCACAAGCGCGACGUCUCCAAGGGCUGGGACGAGCACCCGCGCCGGAGCACGAUCAUCCGCCGGAUUACCUAUGGCAUGCUGUUUGGCUCGGCGGCACUCGCGUUCGCGGCGGCGCUGGCGACUAGCGAGUCGGCGGGCGCGCUCGCGUACGCCACGUCGGGCAUGGCGCACGCGACGGUGCUGAUCCACGCCGGCCGGACGCUGCAGGUGCUGCAGUGGGUUGCGUUUGGGUUCGAGACGCUGUUUGCGCUGGCCGUGCCGUUCUUGGUGAGGUAUAGGGCUCCUCCUGCUGCGGAAGAAUGGAAGGGGGAGGCUUGAUAAGUGGACGGUAGAUACUAGUACCAGGCACACACGCGAGGAGUGUGACAAUAAUAUUGGCUACUUUAAAAGACUUUGUAUAACCGGGAGCGGCGUUUUGGUGUUGAUGGAUAGUUAAUGCAACGAUCUAUCGUAAGUUUGG